Molecule: messenger RNA, 2872 nt
Organism: Eublepharis macularius
Lineage: Eukaryota; Metazoa; Chordata; Lepidosauria; Squamata; Eublepharidae
Gene: RAB11A
Product: RAB11A, member RAS oncogene family
Exons: 5
Coding region: 160-813 (217 amino acids)
Biological process (GO): neurotransmitter receptor transport, endosome to postsynaptic membrane; melanosome transport; exocytosis
Cellular component (GO): postsynaptic recycling endosome; axon; transport vesicle
Molecular function (GO): GTPase activity; GTP binding
Source: RefSeq, a predicted model, not a curated record
CGCAAAGCGGAAGCCGGCUGACCUGAGGAGCGGGCUCUGGUAGGAGAGCGCCCGGCUGUUGGGCGGGUCCGAGGAAGAGGAGGAGGAAGAAGCCGCAGGAGCAGGGAGGGGCCGCUGGCUGUCGGUCGGUCCCUGGUCAGAAGCAGCGGCGGCGUCACCAUGGGGGGCUCCCGCGACGACGAGUACGACUAUCUCUUCAAAGUUGUUCUCAUCGGGGACUCUGGAGUCGGCAAGAGCAACCUUCUCUCCCGCUUCACUCGCAAUGAGUUCAACCUGGAAAGCAAGAGCACCAUCGGCGUGGAGUUUGCAACGCGCAGUAUCCAAGUGGACGGCAAGACGAUAAAGGCUCAGAUAUGGGACACGGCCGGGCAGGAACGAUACCGCGCUAUUACCUCGGCCUAUUACCGUGGCGCUGUGGGGGCCUUGCUGGUUUACGACAUUGCCAAACACCUCACCUAUGAGAACGUGGAGCGGUGGCUGAAGGAGCUGCGGGACCACGCGGACAGCAACAUCGUCAUCAUGCUGGUGGGGAACAAGAGCGACUUGCGCCACCUGCGAGCUGUUCCCACAGAUGAGGCUCGAGCGUUUGCAGAAAAGAACGGCCUCUCGUUUAUUGAGACCUCAGCUUUGGACUCUACAAAUGUGGAAGCUGCCUUUCAGACCAUUCUGACUGAGAUCUACCGCAUCGUGUCUCAGAAGCAAAUGUCCGACAGACGCGAGAAUGACAUGUCUCCAAGCAACAACGUGGUCCCGAUCCAUGUUCCCCCGACCACAGAAAACAAACCAAAGAUGCAGUGCUGUCAAAAUAUAUAACAAAUUUCUUUCCAGUGUAAUAUUAUCCCAGAUCCAAGAUGAAAAUAGAUCUUUGGAUUCAUGUCGGUAUUCCUUUGAUUCUCCCCCGCCCCUCCCCCCACAAUUUCAAUUACGUCUUUCUGGUUUUUUUUUUUUUUUUGCUGGAGUUCUCCAUGUCUUAACUCUUUAAUUUCAGCAUUAUGAAUCCUUCAUUGUUUGCAUGUGGCUGCAGCAUUAUCGAAACGUUAGUCUGGCAGGGCAAAUAUCACGACGGAUUCCCUUUCCAGUUUGCUGGCCCCUUCAGCAGAGAACCAGAUUAUCACCCGUUCCGUCUUUGCAGCUUGGAAUGCAAAUUGCGACACUCCAGAAAAUGUGAGUUGACUACCCUGGAGUUUUUUUUAAAAAAAAACACUUUUAUCCCCCUGAACCUCAAUAAGUAGAUGUUUCUCGAGGGACAGGCACUGUACGACUUGCUGCUGUGUAUUUUGUGGGCAGUCAGCCCAGUAUCCCACCCUUGAAUAAAUGUGGCCGAUUGAGCUAUGGCCUUUUUCACUGAUCCUGCUCUAGUAUUGGGGCUUCCUGUGAGACUGCAAUCGGCAGGUGAUACCGGUGAAUGGGUCCCUCUUGUGCAAGUCAUUCCAGUGGAGCAGAAGCUGCAAUCCACAACCCGUGAGGAGUCGAAGAAACGGCCUGCUUCCCCCCUGCCACCCCGUCCCGUUGCCGAUAAUAUUGCAUUUUGACGAUUGCAAUAGCAUCAAAGCAACAGCAGCAGCAUCUAAAAUUUUAACUGAGUCCGAAUUCGCUUCCUCAGGCAAAGGAGUGGCAGGUUGGCCACCUGCACUCUGGCAAUAGCUUUGUGGGAAUCAAGUCAACAGCAGCCCAACUGUGCAAAGCCCAGAACGGUGGGAGCCAGAUACCCAGAAUAAGAGUGCAAGCAAGAAUUGAAUGGCUCGUGCUCUUAUCUCGCUUUGUAGGUUUUUGUACAGCUCCCAAACAAGCCUUUGGUUCGCUUUGGCACGCAUGGCGACUCCUGUGCUCCUUUUCUGGCAUGGAGAAAGCUCAGAGAGGAGAGCCAUCACGGUUCCUCACUGUAAUGAAACCCCUUAUUUGGGAUUUUGAACCCUUAGCUUUUAAGACUGGUUUUGAUUCUAGCAGCCCCGUGAGCCAACCAAAGGACACUGGAAUGUGUGGAUUGGAGCGAGGCGGGAUUAAACCUGGUUUGUGGAUCUGCCAAGAGGACCUUGUCUUACCAGGCCUCUGCUAGCUGGUUAAACAGCGUCCCUCAGCCCGCUAGGGUUUUCUGACCGAAUGACAUCAAGGAGCCUAACUAGCAGAUGGUCUGUGCUUGGCUUUCUUGGGCAGACGUGGACUGUGGUGCCCAGUUUAAACCUUCUUGGCUUUCCAGACACCCUUGUGGUACAUUCCAAAUGGCUAGAACUGGCAAGCUGUGGAUGCUUCUAAAAGACUUUUCAUAUGGAUGGCAUUUUAUCCACAUGCACGUCAUUCUGUGGUAUUGGGAAAGCCAAGGAGGAAAGGGCCCCAGGUGGCCAAGGUUGGGGGACAAGGGGGGGGGCAGGAAGCAUCUUGCAAAUCUGUCACGGCCCAGAAUGCGUUCCCUCCUUCCUGCUUCCCCUACACCCACUCCCCCCCCCCAGAUGCGCUAAGUGCUGCAUUUCUUGGCUUGCCUGUCGGCCUUGCAGUGCUCAUGAUGUGUGAAGCGCACAGAAGGCAUUGCUGUAGUCCUGGUCUCUUUUUGUUUCCAUCUGUUUGUAGGGUUUUAUCUGUUUUCACAGACUUCCCUCCCCUUUCAUCUUCAUUUUGUAAAUUGCUUUGUUACUGUAUGCACAUUCUGUACUUUGAAUUUUUUUAAGAUUGAUUUAAAAUUAUUCAUUCAUUGAAAUUCUAAUAAAGAAUUGCAGGGGACUGUUGAAACGUCAUCGAGUGAACUUCUUUGGAGUUAGGCAGUUGUGGGUGCUUGGUAUUUUAAGUGUAAAACAUUGCAUUGAAGAUAAUAUGAAGGUGAUUGAAGUGACCAUUAUACGCUGUGCAGAUAUUGCUCAGAAUAAAUUAUGCAAAUCAA